Closterium sp. NIES-67 is the source of this 3930-nucleotide messenger RNA. Lineage: Eukaryota; Viridiplantae; Streptophyta; Zygnematophyceae; Desmidiales; Closteriaceae. The record is from the annotation of a GenBank genome assembly.
CCGCCAUUCAUACAACCUCUCUCAUCAUCUCAUCACCGCAAGCACUAGAUCAUCGCCAGCCAUGACCUAGUCCUUCCUCCUCCGAUCUCCACGAAUCUGCAAUGCUUCUACAAAGGGCAGCAGUUGCGGUGAUCAGUAAGCGCGUGCACGCAUUGCCGGGCGCCAGCGCUCUCCUUCAUCGAGGUGGACUGCGUGUGGGAUAACGGCGUCUCGUGCGAACGGGCCUCCUUCAUUUCAUGUUCCCACGCUAGUAUCGAACCGCACUGGUGUGUCGGCUUCGCCUCGUGCUUCGCCUCCUGCUUCGCCUCGUGCUUCCGAUCGCGUCGAACGCCGCGCAAUGCCAGGGUCGGAGUGCGAGGAGUUAGUGCGCGCGAGUGAGUCGAGCGACGACGAGUACGGCGGCGACGACAGUUACGACGAGGGGGACGACAAUGACGGCGGCGGCGACGACGACGACGACGACGACGACGACGACGACUGGGACGAGCCUGAGGGCAGGUCGAGCCAGGAGGAAGGAGUGAAGGGCCGAGGGAAGCAGCGCAGCGGCAAGGCGGCGAGCAACGCGUCGUUGGACAAACGCGUCGGGCGAGGAGCAAGCGCCGUGAGGACCGCUGGUGGACGAGCGACGGGUGGCGCGAAGGCGGCAGGUGGAGCGGGAGGCGAUGGAGCGCGGCGGUCCGUGGCCGCCAUGAAGGCCGCCAACGUGGCGGCCGUCGUCCGGGGCGACGUGGAGGUGUGUCGCAAGGCGCUGCUGCCGCGGGUGCUGUCGGUGUCGCAGGACGCGGCGGUGGUGCGCCGCGCCUUCAAGUCGCCAUGCCCCGGCGCCACCACCAGCACCACCCCCGAGCUGCUCAGGCGCCUGGCGGCAAGCAGGCGCUUUGUGGCGUGGGGAGGGGGCGUGCACCGGCCGCCGCUGAGAGUGGUGCCUGCGGGCGACGAGGAGGGCGCGGCGGAGGACGACGCGGACGAGGGCAAGGCAGGCCAGGGCGACGACGGGGGGUCGGAGGCAGCAGCGGCAGCAGAGGCGGGGUUUGAGGCGCUGGUGCUGUGGGUGCCGGAGGAGGACCCGUUCCACGCGAGCGAGGCGUCGGAGCCCAUCCAGGUUGACCCCAUCCUCGCCAAGUGCCUGCGCGCCCACCAGCGGGAGGGCGUGCAGUUCAUGUUUGAGUGCGUGGCGGGGCUCAAGGACUACCACGAGGCGGGCGAUGACGACCGCGGCUGCUACGGCUGCAUCCUCGCAGAUGACAUGGGGCUGGGCAAGACCCUGCAGUCCAUCGCACUGCUGUGGACGCUGCUCAAGCAGGGCUUUGACGGGCCGGCAGGGCCGCCGCUGGUGCGGCGUGCGCUCAUAGUGACGCCCACCAGCCUCGUCAGCAACUGGGCAGCUGAGCUCGACAAGUGGCUGGGUGGGCGCGUGCGGUGCGUGGCGCUGUGCGAGGCGAGCCGUGCGGAGGCCAUGGCGGGCAUCAAGCAGUUCCUGGCGCCCAGAGCCGCGCACCAUGUGCUGAUCGUGUCAUACGAGACCUUUCGGCUGCACGCCACGGCGUUCCACAGCGAGGGCGCGUGCGACCUGGUGAUCUGCGACGAGGCACACCGCCUCAAGAACGACCGCACCCUCACCAACCAGGCUCUAGCCGGGCUCCCCUGCAGGCGGCGAGUGCUGCUCUCCGGCACUCCCAUGCAGAACGACCUGGAGGAGUUCUACGCCAUGGUGUCGUUCACCAACCCGGGCGUGCUCAGCGACGCCACCCACUUCCGACGCCACUUCCAGGCACCUAUUCUGGCGGGGCGGGAGCCGCAGGCGUCGGAGGAGGAGAGGGCGCUGGGGAAUGAGCGGUCCGCAGAGCUCAGCGAGAAAGUCAACCAGUUCAUUCUUCGGCGCACCAACGCUCUUCUCUCCAACCACCUGCCUCCCAAGAUAGUGGAGAUUGUGUGCUGCCGCAUGACAGAGCUGCAGCGACAGCUGUACCAACGAUUCAUCCACUCCAAGAAUGUGCGCAUGGCGCUGGAGGACGGGAGGAAGGCGAGAGUGCUGGCGUCCAUCACCGCGCUCAAGAAGCUCUGCAACCACCCCAAGCUAAUCUACGACUCCAUUCGGGCGGGCGGGGCGGAGGCAGCUGGCUUUGAGGACGCUCUUGACCUCUUCCCCCCAACCAUGUUCAACGACAGGAGCGGCGGGUGGACGGGUGGCGGGGGCGCGUGGGUGCAGCUGUCGGGAAAGAUGGUGGUGCUGGCGCGCCUGCUGGCGCACCUGCGCUGCCGCACCACCGACCGCAUCGUGCUCGUCUCCAACUACACCCAGACGCUGGACCUGUUUGCGCUGCUGUGCCGGGAGCACGGGUACCCGUUUGUGCGCCUGGAUGGAGGCACCUCUGUGGGCAAGAGGCAGAAACUCGUGCAGCGAUUCAACGACCCCCAUGCUGACGAGUUUGUGUUUCUGCUGAGCAGCAAGGCGGGGGGGUGCGGGCUGAACCUCAUAGGCGGCAACCGCCUUGUGCUCUUCGACCCCGACUGGAACCCCGCCAACGACAAGCAGGCUGCGGCGCGAGUGUGGCGAGAUGGGCAGAAGAAGAGGGUCUUUGUGUACCGCUUCCUGGCAACCGGCACCAUCGAGGAGAAGGUGUACCAGAGGCAGAUAGCCAAGGAGGGGCUGCAGCAGGUGGUGGACAGCGAGAAGCACAGCGAUGCGCGCGCGCAGGUGAACCUGCUGUCGUCAGAGGACCUGAGGGACCUCUUCAUUCUGCGCUCCACCACUCUCUCCGACACUCACGACUCCCUGGGGUGCCACCGCUGCUGCCCGCCCCAGCAGUUGCAGGCAGCAGGCCGGGCGGGCCGCCGCAUGGGGGGGCAGCAGAGGGGCGGGGAAGGGGAGGCGGGGGAGGCGGCAGAGGGCGGGGGGGAGGGAGGAGAGGGCGAGAGGCGAGGGGGAGGGUUGCUGGAGGAGUUGGCAGCGGUGGCUGCUGCAGAGGGAGAGGGGGUGGAAGCAGUGAGGGAGGAGGGGUCCGGUGGAAUGGACAGGAGGAGUGGGGAGGACCAGCAGGCAGAGGGGAGUGGGGAGGAGGAUGCACUGGCAGGGGGGGAUGGCAGUGGGAGGUGCAAGAGCGGGGCUGAGAGCAACAGUGACAUCGGCGGCUUCGCCCUGGUGGCGGGCGUGGCGGGGAAACUGAAGGAGUGCGAGAAACAGGUGGGCAGUCCACUGGAGGAGCACCUUGACCUGUGGGCGCAUCACAGCCGUCCAUCCUCAACUGUCCCCGACAUUGCCUUGCAAAAGGCCGCCUCGCUCGAUGUGACCUUUGUGUUCUCCUGCCAGAUCCACGGCCACCUCACCCCCAUCGACUCCGCUCUGCCCCUCUCCGCCCGCCCCCCUCGCGUCCUCGCGUCUCGCCUGCACUCCAGGCUGCCCCUCCGCCCUGCUGCUGCUUCGCGCGGUGGGAUGGCUGCAGCAGGCAGGCUGGGAGGAGGGGUGGUGGCAGUACAGGGAAGAUUUGGCAUGAGGGGCCGAGGGUGGGGCUUGGGAGGCAGGCAGCUGGGGGAGCAGCGUAGGGGGGUUUGUGAAAUGAUGGACGCAGGGGCAGUGGGAAGAGGAAGAGGAGGCAGUGAAGCAUUGAGAGUUGGGCGCAGUUGUGCAGAUGAGAAUGGUGCAGAGGUGAAGGAGCAGGGUUCAGAUAUGCAGGUAGGCAGUGAACGAGAGGGUAAGUCCAGCGCCACUCAAACCCAUGAGACUGGACUCAGUGCUAUUAGAAAGCCACGCACAACGAGCAGGCGGCAAAAGAAGUUGGCUGUGUCUCCACCAAACGUAUUUGAGGUUGAUAAUGCCAAGAGAAGGAAGAUAGAUAGUGAUGAUGAGAUUGUAGUUAUUGAAAGUGCUAGUGUUAGUGAUGGGAGCGAGGGCUUGUCAUGAUAAUAUGUUAUCGUAAUUUCUUCAUGCGC